AUGACAAAAGAGGAACUAAAGUUUGCCCUGGCGGUGGAAUCCUUCAUCAACACUGUGCCCACUCCUGAGUAUCGACAGCUAUUGGUCGAAGCCACAACCGUAAUUGGCGCACUGGUCACGCACGACGAGGAGUCUCGAGUUCACCUCAACUGUAUCGUCUCUUUGGAUGAUCUAGUUGCCAACGCCAACCGCAUCUUCCUGGAGGAUCAGGACCUCAAGGGUUUCUUUGGCACAGUAAUGUUCCCCUGA
This is a messenger RNA of Dibothriocephalus latus, 249 nucleotides long. The record is from the annotation of a GenBank genome assembly. Lineage: Eukaryota; Metazoa; Platyhelminthes; Cestoda; Diphyllobothriidea; Diphyllobothriidae.